This is a messenger RNA of Salvelinus fontinalis (brook trout), 2873 nucleotides long. RefSeq names its product delta-aminolevulinic acid dehydratase-like. The record is from RefSeq and is a predicted model, not a curated record. The coding region runs from base 91 to 1083 and encodes 330 amino acids. NCBI's taxonomy places the organism in Eukaryota, Metazoa, Chordata, Actinopteri, Salmoniformes, Salmonidae. Gene Ontology annotation, biological process: heme biosynthetic process. The transcript has 12 exons. Gene Ontology annotation, molecular function: zinc ion binding; porphobilinogen synthase activity. Gene Ontology annotation, cellular component: cytosol.
UAUGUUCACGGAAUUUACGGUGGCCGGUUAGUACGUGAGACUAGUGCAAGCGAAAGCCAAGGAGCAAGGACGUACUGUACAAGGGCAAAGAUGCAACCGGUCGAGUCUCUCCUCCACAGUGGCUAUUUCCACCCAACACUCAGAUACUGGCAGACCUGUGCCUCAGACUUGAGACCUGAGAACCUCAUCUACCCCAUCUUCAUCACUGACAGUCCUGAUGCUGUGGAGCCCAUCAAUAGUCUACCUGGCCAGGCCAGAUAUGGAGUGAAUAAACUUGAGGGCAUGCUACGUCCCCUUGUGGAGAAGGGCUUGAAGUGUGUGCUGAUUUUUGGAGUGCCCGCAAAAAUAGCUAAGGAUGAGAGAGGUUCGAGUGCAGACACAGACAAUACUCCGGCUGUGUUGGCUGUGAAGAAGAUAAAGUCUCUUUUCCCUGACCUGCUGAUGGCCUGUGACGUCUGCCUCUGUCCCUACACCUCACAUGGACACUGUGGAAUCUUGCGGGAGGAUGGCACUCUGGACAAUGGUGCCAGUUGCCAACGUUUGGCAGAAGUGGCAUUGGCCUAUGCCCGCGCUGGCUGUCACAUCAUUGCACCCUCUGAUAUGAUGGAUGGGCGAGUGGGAGCUAUCAAACAUUCACUGAUGUCCAAUGACAUGGGCAACAAGGUGUCAGUGCUGAGUUACAGUGCCAAGUUUGCUUCCUGUUACUAUGGUCCCUUCAGAGAUGCAGCACAGUCCAAGCCAGCAUUUGGAGAUAGGCGCUGUUAUCAGCUGCCCUCCGGUGCAAGGGGCCUGGCACUACGAGCUGUGGACAGAGAUGUCAAGGAGGGAGCAGAUAUGCUGAUGGUGAAGCCAGGACUGCCCUAUCUGGACAUAGUGAGGGAGGUCAAAGACAAGCACCCCACUCACCCACUGGCAGUGUAUAACGUGUCAGGGGAGUUUGCCAUGCUGUGGCAUGGGGCCCAGGCUGGAGCUUUUGACCUGCGCACCGCUGUACUGGAGUCUAUGACUGCCUUCCGCAGGGCAGGUGCUGACAUCAUCAUCACCUACUACACACCUCAACUGCUCACCUGGCUGAAAGAGUAACAGACAGAAGGAUGGACAUAAAGAUGGAUCAUGUAACAAACUCCUUUUUACCCAGCUGUGCAAGGCUGACCUACACUGACAAAUGGUGUCUAUUCAAACCAAACUGACAUGUGAGAACAGGCAAUCUAUCUUCAUACAUUAAUUUACAGUUUAUUUUUAUACAGAACAUUGUUACGUCAUAUUAUUUUUUUUCUUUGUGUGCAGCAACCACUAAUUCUCAUCAAAGAUGGGAGUCUUGGAUCUAGUAGACACUUUUGUAAAGCGUAUCAAAUUCGCUUUGAAGGGUUUGUCUAAUGUUAGAUGAAAGAAUGGUAAUAUAAAAUAUGUUGAUUGUGUUUUUGGUUUAUGGACAUUAUUUACUAUUCUAUAGUUUUCUAAAUAGAGUAUCAUGAUUAUAGGCCUUGACUUUUUAUAGUUCUGUGAUGUCUGUAAUAGCUCUGGCUUUAGCGCUGACAUUUAGCAGUGGUUGUAAGGUUGGGUUAAGAAACCUGUAAAGCUCUUUUUUACCAGGGUAAAUGGUCCUGUCCCAGAAAAUAGAGAUUUGUUAGAUAACAGCAAUAAAGCUACAACCAAGUCUGAAAUGUGCUCCAUCAAGUAACAUUUUCUUAAUUACAUAUAACUUUGUUCAAUAUGUUUGUCAUAGAUUUGACUAAACAUAAUGAAAGCAAAAUAGGUUGCAGUUCAGCCACACUCGACUCUGCUGGUUACCUUCUGUACUUGGGUGUUGUCAGAUAUAUCCACCUCCCAAAGAAGGAGUUUACAGACAAGUCAUCAUUAUCACAAGCACAGAGGAAAAGUACCGGCUAGCCAUAUGCAGAACUAUCUAAUUCUGUACUAAUCAGUGAAAUCUUAAAGGAAGGAUGCAUUUCCAAAGUACUAAAACCCUACCCCUAGUCCCUCUCUAAAAUAGCCAUCUAAGAGAGAAUCUUAUUGGCUGGAGGGUUUUCACUGGAUGGUGCCUCGUUGAAGACUGUCCACACAUCCUCCCCUGCAAAAUAGAAAAACAGGUAGAAGUUGAACAUGCUUUACUCAGCUACUGUACCUACACACACCCAUAGAUUCGACAGGAGAACUAGACAUACACAUUUUGGCAGGUCAAAACACUUACCCCUGAGCUGGUAUUGUCAUCCUGUAGCUGAUUUGAUCUUUCCUGAGGGGCAGCAGCAGGAAGCAAUGCUGUCAGCCACAUAGGACAGCGCUGAGAAGGGACACAAUUUGUUAAUGUGCAAUAUUACAGUAUGUGUCUGUUUCAGUGCUUUCAUGUAUUUUCCUCAUCCUAUGUUCAUUACAUUGUUAUUACUUAUAUACUAGGGCUCUUCAUUAGGAGAACAGAUAUUUUUUAACUCCAGUGAAUUUCAAAGCUUUCUAUUUGUCUGGCAAUCAUUUGUCAUCUGUAAAUGAUGCACAAUCGAGAGCAUCCUGUCAUCACCGCCGUGUACGGUAAAUGCACCGCCCUCAACUGCAAGGCUCUCCAGAGGGUAGUGCAGUCUGCACAACGCAUCACAGGGGGCAAACUAGCUGCCCUCUGUGACACCUACAGCACCUGAUGUCACAGGAUGGCCAAAAAGAUCAUCAAGGACAACAACGACCCGAGCCACUUCCUGUUCACCCGGCUAUCAUCCAGAAGGCGAGGGCAGUACAGGUGCAUCAAAGCUGGGACCGAGAGACUGAAAAACAGCUUCUAUCUCAAGGCCAUCAGACUGUUAAACAGCCACCACUAACAGAGAGGUUUCUGUCAACAUACAAACUCAAAUCUCUGGUCACUUUAAUAAAUGGACUUAAUAAAGGUA